UUGGUGUAGUGCAACCCAUAGCGUACGGAACCCUAAGAAAGACGACCGUACGUACAGUGUAGCUGCAUAUGGAGUACCUCACUGUUCAGGAAGUAGGCCCGAUGUACAAAAUAUCAUGGACGCAGAACGUGCCGUGUAAUGUUAUUCAAAUUUCUCUUAUUUUGUAAUGGAAAAUGAGCUACGAUCCAGUGUUACGACAUUUCAUGGUUACCUCUGGUAAGUCGUCGCAAGCAGUGAAGCAACAACAGGUACUAGAUAUGGACCCGAGAUUGCCCAUUAAACUGCAGGAAAACGUAGCUGAUCUGGGAGGUCUUGCCAAGCAGAUUCUACGCGGAUCCAAAUCUAACGAGCACUUGAUGCAAGCCACACGAAAUCUUGCCACUCAUGAAGCAAAUGUUGAUAAUUCAGCUCAUAAUUUGAAAAAGAUGAGCCUCAUGGUAUCCCAACUUCAAUUUCAGGCUGAGGCAAUUGAAAGAAGCUUAGAAGUUAUGGAUACUCUGCAGGACCAGCUACACACACUCCAGAGGUGACGCAAUCUUGUCUGUUGAUGCCUGCCUCCAGAUUCCACCAACUGGUGCAUCUUAUACAUCCAGUGAUUCACCAUUCUGAGUCCAGUGGGCAGAAUUUACAUGCUAACUGUCUCCAGGAACUUGUUGCUUUCUGAUGAACUGGCCAAGCAUUUACCCAAAGCAUGCUUUGCCGUAAUCCCUGACAGAUAACCUGCCAGUGAUAGGAAUUGAUUGCUCACUUAUAUGGAAAAAAAUCAGAUUCAAUCAAAGAAGGAGACCAAGUCAUACGUUGUGGGUGUUUGAUUUAAGAAAUAUGUCGGCAGCUAUGAUUUGAAACUGUUGUGGCCAACAUCUCAUCUUAGCUGCAAGAAACGCUUUGGAAAUUCUUGUGCAUUUGUAUGUUUAGAGGAACAGAAUGGAUAGAUUCUGAGUUACAAGAUAUCAAUUGAACCUUCUUGUGUAUCGAAUGUGUAUCUUCUUGUGUAUCCUUCUUCUGAGUAUCAUUGGAUUCAAUGAUACUCAGUGAAUUAUCUCAGUGGGGCAUUUGUUUAUGUGUCUCAAAUAGUGGUACCUAUUUGUACUCAAGAGUAGUACAGUAGUGAAUGGUGAUGCAUAAGAGAAUGCUUAAUGUACAAUGUGCCAGAGACCUGGAGUGAGCUUUGUUUUGGUUCGGAUGAGCACUAGUGUAAUCAGUCCAUGUGAAGUGUGUCACAAGUAAUUCAGUUAGUUGUGGAGGUUGGUGGUAGCACCAUGCAGGAUAUCUCUUUUAUGAGUAUAAUUAUGUGGUUCUGAAAAGAUCUGGAGAGUACUCAAUGCUUUGGACAGCAUGCUCUAUCUGCCAUCAGGAGACUGCUGAAGUUCCAAUGCCAAAGCCAAAGAGAUGUAAAGAGGAUGCUAACUCAGGAUCCAACCAAAAGCACUCAAGCAGAACAUGGGAUGACAGCAGAUCAAUGAGGUGUGUCAGUGUGAAGGAGGGGAGCAUGUGGGAAGGUUGCCAAGGGAGUAGGAGAACCACAUACUCACAAAAGAGACAUCCUGCAUGGUGCUACUGCAAACCUCUAUAACUAACUUGCUGCCUUCACUACAUAAAGCUUCAAAGCUCAAGUAAUUCAGUCUUAAGUCAAGUCACAAGCAAUUCGAAUAAACUGUGACAGAAGCAUUUCUUUGU
Acanthaster planci (crown-of-thorns starfish) is the source of this 1677-nucleotide messenger RNA. RefSeq names its product BLOC-1-related complex subunit 7-like. Gene Ontology annotation, cellular component: BORC complex. Lineage: Eukaryota; Metazoa; Echinodermata; Asteroidea; Valvatida; Acanthasteridae. The record is from RefSeq and is a predicted model, not a curated record.